This is a messenger RNA of Vollenhovia emeryi, 1628 nucleotides long. RefSeq names its product odorant receptor 33a-like. Lineage: Eukaryota; Metazoa; Arthropoda; Insecta; Hymenoptera; Formicidae. Gene Ontology annotation, cellular component: plasma membrane. The record is from RefSeq and is a predicted model, not a curated record. The transcript is spliced from 7 exons. Gene Ontology annotation, molecular function: olfactory receptor activity; odorant binding. Gene Ontology annotation, biological process: sensory perception of smell; detection of chemical stimulus involved in sensory perception of smell. The coding region runs from base 208 to 1404 and encodes 398 amino acids.
GCGUGACGAGCGGUGUUGGAAACUUGACAAAAAUUUGAAACGAAAGUAGAAGCAGAAUAUUUAAAAUACUGUGUUACUGGUUGAUCGUUCGUACUUUCGGGAAGUACCUGAAAUUGUAAGCAUGCGCAAGAAAUGUUCUUUACUGCACAAGAGGUAACGUCGAUUCAUGAUAGAGGAAUAGACGCCAGUCUUUAGAUAACAGUGGACAUGAAAAGUCCAAAAUAUAACGGAUACCAAGAUUUCGAAUGGGCGGUGAAACUCAAUCGGUUCACUUUAAAUUUGAUUGGACUUUGGCCUAAGAUCGCACGAAAUCGUCGAGAGAAAUUGAUGUGCAAUUUUCGAAUGCUGAUAGCUUGGCUGGGAAUAAUCGGCUUGAUUAUCCCCUCUAUUCACUCCCUGAUAAAAAUUUUCGGAGACACUUUACUCAUGUUAGAUAAUUUACAAUUUACUUUACCAAUAAUAAGUUGUGCGAUUAGAAUUAUGAUUUUUCGGUGGAAAAAAGAAGCUAUUAUUCCGAUUAUGAAUAUGAUCGCGAAGGAUUGGAUAAAGUUGAAAAGUGAUCAAGAAAGAAACUUGAUGAUCCAAAGAGCGCGAACAGCACGGAAAAUUAACAUUUGUUCCUACUGCAUAAUGGGAUUACAGUACUUCUUUGUGGUCGGACUACCUGUUUUUGGAAUGACAAUGAGAUUGACUCCAAAUAUUACUGACCCAGGAAAACCACUGCCUUACCAAUCCUAUUACGUUUACGAUGUAACCAAAAGACCACAAUACGAACUGACAUUCAUUAGUCAAAGCAUCUACUUAGCUAUUGGCAUGAUGGUUUAUACCGGAGUCGACAAUUUCCUCAGUCUUUUGAUUUUUCAUAUAUGUGGUCAGUUGGAGAUUAUUAAAAAACGUUUGCAAUGUUUGGAUAAAUACAUAAAUUGCCACAAAGUGUUAAGAUGUUGUGUAGCAAAACAUAACUCUUUGCUUAGAGCUAUUAGUAUUAUUGAAGAUACGUAUAACGUAAUACUUCUCUGUUUGUUUAUAUAUUUUGCCAUACUUUUUGCUUUUUAUGGAUUUCGGCUGAUCAACCUAUUCAUCGAAGGAAAUAAUAUGUCAGCUAUUAACUUAAUCUAUUUCGUGUCCACUGUUUUUAAUAUAUUUGUACACAUGUGCCUAUAUUGUGUUCUCGGCGAGAUUCUGGUGGCCCAGUGUAAUAAAAUAUACUAUGCGGCAUACACUAAUGAAUGGUACACCAUGGAUCCAAAAGUUACAGAAGAUUUGUUAUUCUUAAUGACAAGAGGUUCUAAACCAAUUUAUCUCACUGUUGGGAAAGUAUCUCCAGUUACAAUGGCUACAUUUUGCAGUUUACUGAAAACAUCCGUUGGUUAUAUAUCUGUUUUGCAUACAACGAGGCGGUGAUAGAAAACGUGAAAGAAACAUACCUGAAGUUUUUUUUCAAUAUAUGUAUAAUGCAAUUUUUUAUAGAACUCGAUAAAAUUGUGUUGAAAUGAAUGUUAUUUGCAAAUAAAUAUAUCUCAAAUUAUUCAAGUGGAAUAUGCUUAGAAUUUUAUUAAAUAAUGUUAAAUAAAGAUUAAGCGAUGUAAUGAUGAUGUUAGAGGCGAUGGAGUGAGUUUAAUUGGAAG